This is a messenger RNA of Polyodon spathula (Mississippi paddlefish), 1183 nucleotides long. Its product is annotated as protein FAM124A-like. The record is from RefSeq and is a predicted model, not a curated record. NCBI's taxonomy places the organism in Eukaryota, Metazoa, Chordata, Actinopteri, Acipenseriformes, Polyodontidae. The coding region runs from base 1 to 783 and encodes 260 amino acids. The transcript has 5 exons.
AUGGAAAAGAACCCAGCCGAAGAUGAUUCUGUGGAUUCGGGAGCCGAAAUAGCAGGUGUUGUGACAUCGCAAGAGUUUCAGAGAGAAUUGUCCAUGGCCGACGUGCAGGACCCAUUUCUGGUUAGUGUCCAUAUCAUCACCGACCCGGGGAACGACAGGAUCCUCCAGAAAGCCAUGAAUAACGUGCUGGCCUGGAUCCGCCCAGACCUGCAGCUGCUCUGUGUCUCUGAGCGAGGCUGCUGGAAGAAGCCAGAGAGGUGCAGGACUGGAAUCGUGAUUCAGCCCUCACUAGCCACCAUCCUGUUCCUGCAGGAGGAGUAUGGAGAGGAGCAGUUCCAGCAGCUCCACCAGUCCCUCCGACGCUUGCCUUGGCAGUACCACCACACGGAGAGAGUGAACAGCCGCAUGUUGCCUUACAUGCCCUGCAACCAGGACUUCUUCACCCUGUCCGGUAGCACCCCACUGUGGGCCAUCAGUCAAGUGUCAUUUGCUUCAUACUGUGUGAUAGGUAGCAGCACUUCCACGACCUCCUGGAUGGUGCAGAGGAGCUGCUCCCUGUGCUGCCUGCUGACUGUCAGACAUUCCCCAUCCCCAGCCCCCUCGCUGCUCUCCAGCAGCUUCUUCGACAAGACUGUGGCCUUCUGCUUCAACAUCGACGCCCUGGAGGAUGCUAAGGAGACAGACGUGGACACUGGGCUGAAGCUCACCAGCUUCGACAUGUCUGUGGUCUCUGCCUACACUAGGCUGGCUGCUAAUUUCCAGUCUUCUUCCGCCAAGGACUAAAGACACCCGCCGAGAGCCAUACCCCUUCGGAUGCUGCCUCUUUCAAUGCAUAACAACCCUGUCCCUUCCUACUCUGGCCUCUCAUGCGGCGCUCUCCUUUCUCUCUCGGAUAUCUCCUUCUGGGGCUCCUCUUGCCUCUUGUCUCUCAAACUGCAGCGGCCUCAAAGCGCGUCCAACCCCUUGCACAGACUGCCCCCCUCGGCCCUCGGGCACUCUGGAGACAGUGGACACAGCACAGAGACUGAGAGCAUCACCCUCUGACAACAAGCUGGAAGUCACAAUCAGCCAGAGGAUGAACCUGAGCAGGAAUUCUACAUCUAGAAUGCCAACCUGUCACUAAUGAAUGGGUUGUAAAAAGCUCAGGCUCCACUUUGGUAUCCUGUUCUCACCAUUGGCAGGA